This is a messenger RNA of Spirometra erinaceieuropaei, 321 nucleotides long. The record is from the annotation of a GenBank genome assembly. NCBI's taxonomy places the organism in Eukaryota, Metazoa, Platyhelminthes, Cestoda, Diphyllobothriidea, Diphyllobothriidae.
AUGCAAGACACCUGCACAGCUCGUGAAGCCGAGGAGAUCCAAGGGUACGUACACCGCAACGAAUGGAAGAACUCCUCUCCGAUCAAAGAGGUCUACGGUCCGCGAACUAAAGGUACUGCACCUCUUCUCAACGCCGACGGCAGUACCCUGCUCGCCGCGAAGACACAAACCCUACAACUAUGGGCCGAGCAUUUCAGAGGCGUCCUCAACCGCCCCUCCACUCUCUCCGACGCAGCCAUUGCCCGUCUGCCUCAAGUGGGGACCAAUGCGGACCUCGACUUACCACCCUCUCUCCACGAAACCAUCAAGACCGUGCAGUAG